Messenger RNA from Amphimedon queenslandica, 800 nucleotides. RefSeq lists its product as uncharacterized. The coding region runs from base 74 to 790 and encodes 238 amino acids. The record is from RefSeq and is a predicted model, not a curated record. The transcript is spliced from 4 exons. NCBI's taxonomy places the organism in Eukaryota, Metazoa, Porifera, Demospongiae, Haplosclerida, Niphatidae.
GCCCUCUUUUACUACAACAGCCCUUGCUAGGUUGCUCUUCUUCCUCUCUCUCUCUCUUCACUCUGAACUGGAAAUGGCUGGACUUGCUAAGACCAAUGAUACUGGAGAUGACAAAGUUACUAAAUGGAUAUGGGUUGAUUCAAACCAUUAUGUCGAUGUAUUACAAACAUUGGUUGAAAAGAAUUUAAUAGACAAGGAAGAUAGCUACAAUCCCCAAAAACUUAGCUAUUUUAAGGUUACGACUAAAAGAGAGAACGUGGAGAAAAUACAAGAUGCUAUUAGAGACAUGAAUGAAGCUUGGUUUCCACAAGGUAUGUCGUAUCCAACUCAGGACUACACACCUAAGGCAAGGCUGGCAUCUACUACUCCACUUGCUGCUAAACUUGAAGGUGACCCACAAACACCAACAGUUACCAUUGAGUUGACUUACACAUAUGAAUGCUUAGCUGGUGCUGUAAUAAAACCAUUGGUAGCUGAGCUGAUUAAAGGACUGAAAAAAGCACCUCCUUAUGACAGUGAAGAGAAAGUUAAAGGUGUGCUGUAUAGAGUGACAGUGAAUGAAAACCCAAGGGAAUUUGUCUUCAAGCCUACUCUACAAGACCCAAAGCCUGUCACAAGUGCCAUCAUUGUAUCUGCAAAUGCAAUUGACUUUCACUCAGACAAUCCAGAUGCUGAAAAUGAUGUAUACAAGAUACUGAAUGACAUGAAAGCAGAGAAGAUAAUACCAUGUCUAGACUCUUGUGAAAUAGAGAAGAAGAGUUCGGAAGCAAAAGGUAAAGACAAGAAGUAAAAACAUUACA